ACCAAAUCCACUGCCAUGUCCGCUUUCCUCUCUAUAAAGCCUUCUUUCUCUGCUGUGUCUUCCGAUUUUCUUAUAUUCAUAUAAACCCAUCAAUUUAUUCCCAGUUUCUUGCUUUUCUUGUUCAAGAGCAAAACCCAUCUGUACUUUUCUUUUUUUGGGCGUAAAAACUUAAUCUUUGAAGUGGGACUGGCCUCAACGCUGUGGGAAUUUGCAGUUUCUAGUGAGAUGACAAUUACAGAGUACAGAGAAGAAGAGAAUGGGAGCCAUCCCCUUCUUCUUGAAUCUGAUAUGACUUCAAGGCCCAGGCGUAUUGCUCUCUUCGUUGAGCCCUCUCCAUUCGCUUAUAUAUCUGGUUAUAAGAAUCGAUUCCAGAAUUUCAUCAAAUAUCUGCGGGAAAUGGGGGAUGAGGUAAUGGUUGUGACAACACAUGAAGGGGUGCCAGAAGAAUUUUAUGGAGCGAAAUUGAUAGGGUCACACAGCUUUCCCUGCCCCUGGUACCGUAAGGUCCCCCUUUCUCUGGCUCUUAGCCCUAGAAUAAUCUCAGAAGUCGCACAAUUCAAGCCUGAUAUAGUACACGCGUCAUCGCCUGGUAUAAUGGUUUUUGGUGCUCUCUGCAUUGCAAAACUCUUGUCUGUGCCCAUAGUUAUGUCUUACCAUACCCACGUUCCAGUAUAUAUUCCAAGAUAUACUUAUAGUUGGCUGGUCCAACCUAUGUGGUUAAUUAUAAAAUUUCUUCAUAGAGCAGCUGAUCUUACACUCGUCCCAUCUGCUGCAAUUGCAAAAGAUCUGGAAGAGUACAAAGUAACAGAAACUGACAAAAUCCGUCUCUGGAAUAAGGGCGUUGAUUCCCAGAGCUUUCAUCCUCAAUAUUACUCAGAGGAAAUGCGUUUAAGACUAAGUAAUGGGGAGCCUGACAAGCCACUGAUAGUCCAUGUUGGGCGACUUGGAGUUGAGAAGAGUUUAGAUUUCCUUAAGAGGGUCAUGGAUAAAAUUCCCGAAGCUAGAAUAGCCUUUAUAGGAGAUGGGCCUUACAGAGGGGAACUCGAGAAAAUGUUCUCUGGCAUGCCUGCUGUGUUCACGGGUAUGUUACAAGGGGAGGAGCUUUCUCAGGCUUAUGCCAGCGGAGAUGUUUUUGUCAUGCCCUCGGAAUCUGAGACGCUCGGGCAAGUAGUGCUAGAGGCCAUGUCGUCUGGACUUCCUGUGGUGGCUGCCCGGGCUGGAGGAAUCCCGGAAAUUAUUUCAGACGAUCAACAGGGCAAGAUUGGCUAUCUGUUCAAUCCCGGUGAUCUCGAUGACUGUUUGAGGAAACUGAAGCCUCUUCUAUGGGACCCUGAGCUGAGAGAGACUAUUGGCAAAGCUGCACGCGAUGAAGUGGAGAAAUAUGACUGGAAAGCAGCGACCAAAAAGAUUCGCAACGAGCAGUACAAUGCUGCCAUUUUGUUUUGGAGGAAGGAGAGAUCCCAGUCCCCGGGGCCAUUCCAGUGGUUAUUUAAGCGUAUGUUCCAGACACCAGAUGUCGAAAACAGGUGAAGCAUUUCGUGGAUGGAAAGCCAUUUUCGUGAAACCUUAUUCUUCUCUAAGAUGUCUGCAUUAUUACCAUCCUUAACCUCAAAAUCUAGUCCUCCUGUGCCAUGGUUGUAGAAUUUCGACAUGAAAAAUUCGGGGUCUGUUGUGCCCCUUUUCCAUUCAAACUCUCAAAUUGAUGUACAUGUAGUUAAAAGCCCCUUAGCUGAGUGUCUUAAAGAUUGAAAGCUAUGAAAUUUGCACUUCUAUAGAUUGAAACCUGGGAAAUUUGCACUUCUGUAGAUUGAAACAUGGCACUUGAUGCUUUUACUAUU
Ipomoea triloba (trilobed morning glory) is the source of this 1838-nucleotide messenger RNA. Its product is annotated as sulfoquinovosyl transferase SQD2-like. Gene Ontology annotation, molecular function: UDP-sulfoquinovose:DAG sulfoquinovosyltransferase activity. The transcript has 11 exons. Gene Ontology annotation, cellular component: chloroplast envelope. Gene Ontology annotation, biological process: sulfolipid biosynthetic process; glycolipid biosynthetic process. Lineage: Eukaryota; Viridiplantae; Streptophyta; Magnoliopsida; Solanales; Convolvulaceae. The record is from RefSeq and is a predicted model, not a curated record. The coding region runs from base 226 to 1530 and encodes 434 amino acids.